AUGAAUCCAUCUCUCAAAGGCAAACUUUCGCCUUUAUCAAUAAAACUUUUUGAAGCCAAAAAAGAGAAAAAGCUCACGUUUGCGGAAAUUGGUGAAAAACUUGGCAAAGACGAAGUCUGGGUCGCUGCUGUGUUUUAUGAACAGGCUAAACCAGAAGAAUCAGACCUGGUUAAACUAGGUGUACUUUUGGAUAUACAGGAAAACUACCUUAUAAAUAGCUUCGAUGUGCAUACUUAUUUCCCCAAUCGUGGAGGAUUAUUUGAUUUACCACCUGCGGAUCCAUUGAUUUAUCGCCUCUAUGAAAUAAUUCAGGUCUACGGAUACCCGUUAAAGGCUAUUAUCAAUGAAAAGUUCGGUGAUGGCAUCAUGUCUGCGAUUGAUUUUACCGCCAAUGUUGAAAAGGUCGAAAAAGAUGAUCAAGAGAGAGUAAAGAUUACACUCGAAGGAAAGUAUUUGCCAUUUAAAAAAUGGUAA
Molecule: messenger RNA, 474 nt
Organism: Acaulospora morrowiae
Lineage: Eukaryota; Fungi; Glomeromycota; Glomeromycetes; Diversisporales; Acaulosporaceae
Source: the annotation of a GenBank genome assembly